GCUUGUGUUUUUGUUAUUGUUGUGAAGGGGUUCUUGGGACAGCUCAUCUCGGCGAAUGUCAGUGUAUAUUACGCUUCUCAUCAGUCUUAUCGAUGUGUUUUCUUCUUUAUAACAGAACAUCGUUUCUCUGUCGGAAAUUAUUCUGAUCAUCUAACCUAAAUCGGCUGCCAUGGAGAAGACACGGGGGGUCGAGUUCAGAAAUGUGGGAAGUUGCUAUUUCCCUCAGAGCAGAGUGGACUGUCACUAUACCGUCAACCAGCAUCACACAUGGGCCAGUAAUGACUGGAUUGGACUUUUUAAGGUUGGCUGGUCAUCGGUCAUGGACUACCAUACGUUUGUGUGGGCAGUGGCUCCAUCCAGCUACAAAGAGGGGACUUCCGUCAACUGCUGUGUUAAUUUCCAAGCUUCUUAUCUACCAGGGCCCAGUGCUCAGCAGUACCAGUUUGUGUAUGUGGAUGGAAAGGGAGAUGUUUGUUCUGUCAGCACUGACUUUACCUUCUCGGCCCCGAAGCCUUUGGAAGAGCUGGUGACCCUGGAAGAGGAGGGUCAGGGAGAGGAAGUGGGAGAGGACAUGUUGCUGGUUAUCCCGAGAGCCCAGCUACUGCAGAGGCACCUGCAGGACUGUCUGAAGGAACGUGCCGAGCUCCUCCAGGCUCUGGAAGCAGCGGACCAGAACGUGGUGAGAGAGAGAGACAGGAGCGAGAGAGACAGAAGCUACUGGGAGCAGAGCCGAAGGGAAAUUGAGCGAAAGAUCAGCGAUCUGAAGGAGGAAGUGAGGGAAUAUAAAGAGAAAGUGGAGGAGAUGAAGAAAAAGCAGAAGGAAGUGGAGGACAUAAGUGAGGACCUGGCAGAGGAGAAGAGGGCCCUCCUGGCUCAAAAAGAAGCGAAUGAGCAAAGAAUCAGAGAGCUAGAAGAGGAUAUUAAAGUUCUGACACAAAGAGGCCUGGAGAGAGAGACUGACCUAGAAAGGAUGAGGGAACGAGCCAAGAAAGCUGCACUUCAGAAGAAGGAAGAUGAGGAUGAGGAGAACAACCUGAAGUUAAAGAUGGAGCGGACGGAGAAAGAACUGCACAGCUUGUCUUCAGAGUUUCAGAGUCUGAGAAGCUCACUGGCACAGAGAGAUACACACGCCCUACAGCUUGGAGACACCAUCACAACCCUCACACACAAACUCAACAGCGCGCACAGGAAGGAGGCAGCCAGUGAAGUGGCUUUGGGGGAGCUCCGGAGCUUUCAGGAGCGUCUGAACAUGAGCGAGCGCUUUGUAGAAACUCUGAGGGGUGAGCUGAGAGACAUGGUCGCUCAGAGGGACACAGCGCACGCCGAGCUCCAUCAGGCCCGUCUGCAGGCCGCACAACUCACCCUCCAGCUGGCAGAUGUCAGCCUGGCUUUAAGAGAGGGCAGAGCCAGCUGGGCACAAGAGAGAGAGAACCUACAGAAGAACACUGAGAUGGAUAAAGCUCGUCUUGACCGACUGAAUGACGAGAUCCAGCAGAAGGAGGAGAUGUUGCAGGAGGCGAAGAUGGAGAAAGAGAGAGCGGUGGUGGAGCUGGGGCGGGAGAAAGACUGCAAUCGGGUUCAGCUGAGCGAGACUCGUCGUGAGCUACAGGAGCUGAAGGCCAGUCUCAGGGUGGCUCAGAAAGAGAAAGAACAGCUCCAGACAGAAAUACAGGAAGUGAUGGAGUACAGCCGUCAGCUGGAGAGAAGACUGGAGGUGCUGAGCGACUCUAAAUGGAGUGAGACAGGCCUGCUGCAGAACAGCCGUGCAGAAAGCCCCCUGCUGUCUGAUUCUGAGGACGAGAACCCGGAGGCCUUGCAGGACGCACACUCGUCUGGCCCUUUGAACCACUACAGUCUGUGUGAGCAGCCCCAACCUGACCUGCUGCUUCCUGCCACCCCGCCACCUUCUCCCAGACACCCCUGUGGUUUGGACAUGGUGGUCAUCAGCCAACCUGCUCCCCUCUCAUCUCCACACCAGCCCAGUGCUUACACACACCCUCAUAGCUCAGAGUCGGAGGACGAGUACGAGGCUGCUGUGUCAGGAGGUCACAGCUACGGAGAAGAGACGGCCCUUCUCCUUCCUGACAACAGAGAUGCCACCCUCGGUGAUCUGGCGGAGAGCCCCCUGUGGUGAGGAGAGGGACUGCAGGAGUGCGCAUUGUGGACGGCUUUGCUCCAUCCUCAACAUGUUACGAGUUUUGUAAUUAGAAGCAUUUGCGCUUUAUAUCAUAUUUAAAUAUGCAGUUUGCUUUGUCCUUUAUAUGCACUUAGAAUAUGCACAAGCUAUUCCUCUCACACGGUUUUACUACAACAUAGUUAUUUUAGACAUUAUCAACUGACAAGCGGAGGAAGCGUCUGUAUUGAGCAGAUGAAAAGAGAAAGUAAUGUGUGUGUGUUUGUGAUAGGGCUGUUUUGAAUCUCGCUUCUCAAGAUUUACCUAAAUUUGCUCAUAAGGCUCAUACUGAUAUCUGUAAUUGCAUCAGCAAUAAUUCAAAGCACAAUGUCAUUCAGAUCCUAUCAGGUUUUUAAGGUAUAGUUCACCGAAAAAGCAAAAUGCUGUCAUCAUCAUGUUAUUUCAAACCUUGAAUUGAAAUUUAAGUCGGGUGUUCAUGGAUACUCUUAUCCUGUGUUUCAUGUGCGCAGUUCGCCUAUUUCACAAUAUGGCGACAAAGACCGGAAGAAGGACAAAACGUUUUCCUGUCGCACUGCUGCCAUAGCCAUUCAUUCAUUCAGCUUGUUUUUUUUUUACCAAAAGCAACAGUAGCAUAUGUUGUCCGGUUUGUUCAUGGUGUACUGGGAGAUGUAAAAAUAGGGAAAACAAACAUUACAAAAACAUUGUUUUUUGAGCGAUUUAUUUAUUAUCAAGGUCUGAUAUAUGUUAGACAAAUCAGCAUAAAGGAGCGCUACAUGCCUAACUUCUAGUCUCCGCAACUGUUCUGUGAAGUGAACGGAGCUAGAGCAUUGACCUGACAAGCGUUUGCCCUACUUCGGGUUUGUACAUAUCACGCUGUGAAAUAGGUCUAUAUACAGCCACACAAAUUUUUUAGACCAUUUAAAAAUUAUUUUUAGUUUUUCUAAAUUUACUAUUUAUGCCUUUAGGUAAAAUGAUCAUUUUUGUGAUCAUUACUACUUUUGUGAUCAUUACUCAUAACUACUAACAAUAUUACUCCCAAAUUUCAAAUAAAAAUAUUGUUUCUAUUUGCAUUUAUUUGCAGAAAAUGAAAACGGGUGAAAAUAACAGAAAAGAUGCUCUGUGUUUUUUCAGACCGCAAAUACUGCAAAGAAAACAAGUUCAUAUGAACUUUUAAGCAGUAAUAUUGGUACAUGUAUUUAGGAAAAGUAAAAAAAGAUUAAGUGAUAAUUAAGUGAGGUUUGAUUUUGUUGAAAUUUAACGGACACUGGACUGGAAUGACCACAAUACAUCUAGAAAUGCUGAUUAAAUCUCUUCAUUUGCAUCAUCUUUGGAGGAGACUUGAAUUAUAGUGCAUGUUAUAGUCUACUUUUAAUGUCUCAUUUUUACAAUCUUAUUCUUUCAUCAUAUGAAGAAAAAAGACUAAACUGAGGAAAUGAAGACAACAUGUUUAUUUUUGGGUGAACUAUCCUUUUAAACACAAGAUUUAGUGUGGGUGCUUUUUAUUUUGUAGUUCCUGUGCUAGAAGUAUUUUAAACUGUUGUUACAACAUCAUGAGAGUUCACAGAUAAACUCAACAUGUGCAAUGGGAAAACACCAGCUAACCAGCGAUUGAUCAUCACGUUUAGAUGUAGAAGGGGCACUUUUGAUUCCUUCAGGAAGUUUACCAUCAUCUUAAUGUAACAACGUUCAAUAUACGAAAGCUUUUAUCAGGUGGAGGAACCCCACCAUACCAAUGACCACAAAGUGGAUACUGACAAUUUUAUUUAAUCUUUGCUUUUAUAUUGAGCGGUCCGUGUAUUUGUUCCUUUGUGCAUGACACUGUUUGACAUGACAGAGAAAUCUUGUUCGAAAUGUACUAUGAACGUUAAAUGAUGUAACUAUGACGUUCAUCUUAAAUUAGCACAUUUGAAAACGUUUUUACAAUCCAGUAAAAGGUCCUUUUAUUUGUAACAUGGAUUUGUCCUGUAAAUUAAACGGUUUAAAAAUGUGCCUCACAAAUACCAAGGUUGAUAUUUAGGAACUCAUGUAUUAUAAUGUCUUUAUGUGGCUUCACAAGGGUCACAUGACCUUCUGUGACAGUGUUUAAUUAUAGUAAAACUCAUUACCUGAGAACAAAUGAUAAUUUCAGGACGGCGUGAUUAUAUUUAAACUACGUUCAUAAGCAGAAUAUUUUAAUGCAUACAUUAGGAAGUGCAAAUAAUAAAAAGGUAUCAUAAAUUAAAAAAAAGAUUUUUUUAUCAAUGUUUAAACAUUUCCCAGUUGUAUGCAUAUCUUGCCUCUUUCUGUUUUUUUUUGUUAUUGCUGUUAUCUUAAAUCUAGAGUCAAGUUUAAAUAGUUUGUGUGUUAUGUUAUUUGCUUUUUAUACAACAUUUCAUCAUCUGUAUUGAUUUUAAUCAUCUGUAUUGAUGUCAGCAUUGUUACGCCUCGAUGAAACAGGGUUUCGUUGUCAUUCACUACUCUACUGUACUUUAUGCUUUUAUAUUAUAUGCUUGACUAGGUUUUUCUUGACAGGUUUUACGUUGUAAUCUAGUGCAUCGAGAAAUCACCAGUUCUGCAAGAUCUCUGACCCAGUAGACACAGCACGACCUUUGACAGCCAUACCACAAUUACCAGUAACCUGACAAUGAAUAUAUUAAGAUUAAUCAUAUUUAGCGAGUAAAGUACAUUUUCUUCUUUUGUGUAAGAGUGUCUUUAAGAACACAGGUCAUUUGGGGGCGAGCUUCUCCAGCUUCGAAUUUGACUUGAUGUUUGCGUUUGUGCCCUUAUUCUUACAUUUACUGACCUAACAUGUUUUUUAGUUUGUGUGGUUUUGUUGAGGGUGUGGGAUGGGUUUCAGUAAUAAAAGAAUUCAUGUAACAUUUGUGAUGUGUUUUGGUUUUUAUAACGAUGACAACAUUGAAGUAUCUUAUGUUUAAAAGAUGUUUAAAUCACAUUCAGAUCCACUGUUUUUAGUUGAA
Molecule: messenger RNA, 5091 nt
Organism: Triplophysa rosa
Lineage: Eukaryota; Metazoa; Chordata; Actinopteri; Cypriniformes; Nemacheilidae
Gene: calcoco1a
Product: calcium binding and coiled-coil domain 1a
Exons: 15
Coding region: 170-2134 (654 amino acids)
Source: RefSeq, a predicted model, not a curated record